AUGAAGAUCCCUAAACCCUCCGGCGGCGACUCCUACACAGCCCUUCACCAUCCCCAGAAAUCACUCGACUCCUCCCCCCUCUACGAACCCACCUCCGUUCUCGAUCCUCACAUCACCUCCAGCCCAUCUGCCGUCGCCACCGCCCACGCCGGCGUUCUAUGCCCUGCUCCCUCCCUCCCCUGGGACCCCACCCCUUCCCCUCUCCCCCUCCCUUCAUCAGCCACCACCAACACGUCCGACAAUUGGCCCGACCCCCUCUCCUUUCUCCUCGACGACAUGGACGAGCCCUGCUCCUUCUUCCCCGACCUCUCCCACCUAAUCCCUCCUCCGCCGGAUCCCGAAAACUCCCACCUUGAACUCCUCCUCCGUGCCGCCCACUCCGUCGAAACCGGUGACCUCAAUUACUCCCUCUCGAUAUUGGCUCGGCUCAAUUUCCUCCUCCACAGUUGCACCGGCACCCCUCUCCGCCGCGCCGCUUUCCACUUCAAAGACGCCCUGCUCUCCCUCCUCCCCAUCCCCGACCACCCCAUCCCCGAACCCCCUCUCUCCGCCAUCGAGCUCGUCCGCCGCAUCGCCGCCCACAAAGCUUUCUCCGAUAUCUCCCCAAUCCCCCAAUUUAACUCUUUUACAGCCAACCAAACCCUCCUAGAAUCACUCGACGCCGCUCCUGCCCUCCACCUAAUCGACUUCGAUCUUGGCCUCGGCAGCCAGUGGUCCUCCUUCGCACACGAUCUCGCCGCCCACUCCCGUGCUGCCCACCUACCUCCUCCUCCUCUCCGAAUCACCGCCGUCGUUUCCGACGAGACUGCAGAGACAGCUAUUGCUGCCGAUAAUCUCCGCGAUUUUGCUCGCGGGAUAGGUCUCCGAUUAACAAUCGAAUUCGUCCGUCUCACCGCCAUUUGCAGGAUCCGGUUUGCUGCAGGGGAGGCGGUGGCCGUGGUUCUUACGCCGGCGAACAUUCGACUGAAUGGUGUAUCGGUGCUGCGGUUCAUACGGGGGGCGGCGGCACGAGUGGUGUUGGUGGUGGAUGGGGAAGGGUAUUGCGGAGGCGCGGGGUCAUUCAGGCAGAGGUUUGCUAACGGAUUGGAGUACUUCGCGGCGGCGAUGGAAGUCGUGGAGGCAGGGACGGCGGCUGUGGGGGCGGGGGAGGAGACGGCGAGGAGGAUUGAAAGGGUGCUGUUCAGGCCGAGAAUUUUUGCGGCGGGGGCGGCGGGGGGGGGCACGGAGCUGGAUUGGGGUUAUUCCGAUAACAAGCAUCUCUGA
Phalaenopsis equestris is the source of this 1263-nucleotide messenger RNA. RefSeq names its product scarecrow-like protein 15. Gene Ontology annotation, biological process: regulation of DNA-templated transcription. Gene Ontology annotation, molecular function: DNA-binding transcription factor activity; sequence-specific DNA binding. The record is from RefSeq and is a predicted model, not a curated record. The transcript is spliced from 2 exons. NCBI's taxonomy places the organism in Eukaryota, Viridiplantae, Streptophyta, Magnoliopsida, Asparagales, Orchidaceae. Gene Ontology annotation, cellular component: nucleus. The coding region runs from base 1 to 1263 and encodes 420 amino acids.